Molecule: messenger RNA, 1218 nt
Organism: Trachymyrmex septentrionalis
Lineage: Eukaryota; Metazoa; Arthropoda; Insecta; Hymenoptera; Formicidae
Exons: 3
Coding region: 1-1218 (405 amino acids)
Source: RefSeq, a predicted model, not a curated record
AUGCGGGAUUUGGUUAGCAUGAUUGCGAGUUUAGUGUUGGCCCUGCUGCUGUUAGCUAAUACACGCGGCGAUGGUGCGUCAUCGGCAAGGACAGCGCACACGACCGUCUCUAAGAUGAGAAUGGCCGAUCUGGAGACCUCGGCGAGCGGAUACGCGUACAAUCAGCAUGGGGCUCUUCCGAUCUUGUACAUGCGGUACACCAAUCACGGAAGCGGACGUUACUACCGUGCACCGGCGGCAGUGCAUUACAUCGUUGGCAGUCCCGCACCUGUUGCGCCCACCGUUUCUGAAACUGCGUCGUCGCACGAAUCCGUUCCGCUCGCGUAUGCGACUGCGAGGCACGAAAUUGCACCGUACGUAACGCGUCAGCCUUACCCGCGCGAUGGAUUCAUUAAUUAUGGCGUGGGCCAAUUAGCGAAAUAUGCGCAACCACUUGAGCUGCCUCAACUGACUGCCACACGUGCGCCGUACUAUGCGCCUGACACAUUUAAACCGCUCGAAACGGAUAAAAAUAUCGACAAGAGAAGCGACGACGAGGAGAAUGAGGACGAUUAUGACAGCGAUGAGGAGGACGACGGCGAUAAAAAAGAGAAAAAAGGGCAUGUGCCUGAGAAUCGCGAAAAAGCAGUUGAUUUUAUAGCAACCCAUCCUAUUCACGGCCUCGACAACUCUCGUUCAGAUAUCGACGUUUCGUUUGAACACGGUGAAAAGUAUUCGGCCGGGCAGAAUUCCGCUCAUGGAGAAAAGGGUGACAAAGGGUACAACAAACGAGUGGAAUUUGACGUGGGUGAACGCGAACAGCAUGAUAAAAGCAGGCAACAAGAACGUUACGAUACCGAAACUGGGCACAAAAACGGACACAGCGACGUAGCUGGAAAUUAUGGCCGGUACGAUGAAACUGAGAAUAGUGAGAAGGGUAGUAGUUACGGGCAGACGUCAUACCACAAAAAGGGGCAAAAGACCAGUGGCUUUCAUAAAGUCUACCACAAGGAUGAAUAUAAAAAGCAUACCGAUUUCUAUGAUGAGAGCCACAAGAAAGGUUAUUUCGACAAGCACUUCGUUGCUGAUGAGCAUCAUAACGCUGCGGAAGGUGAAUUCAAGAAAGGCGGACAUCAUGAAUCCGAGUUUGACGAUAGAAAUAGUGGGAAGAAAGGAUUUUAUGACAAUGGAUAUAUACAGAAUCGCGAUCGGGGCUAUAAUAAAGAAAAAGUGAAUUGA